UCGCGGCGCACAGUCCGUUGACGUCACUCGUGCAGUGCAGUUCGUUCGAAUCGAAUAAUGGAUAGUUUUGCUGUCGUGCGUUCAAGUUAAUCGCGAACCAGUCUGUGUCGUUUGUUGAUCUUUUAUUCCGUCGUCGGAUUUAUGACUUUCGUGGUUAGGACAAGCGACUUCCGGUAGGAUUUGUUUAAAAUACUUUCUUCGCUGGAACCAUCCGGAUAUCAAUCGUUGGGUGGAUUUAUUGGAGAGGUUGGGUGAUUUUUUUGUGGAGACGUCCAUCAUUAAAAUGAAGGUGUGUUCGUGAGGGGUUAUAUUUUUGGUGUGGUAGUGUGGCUACUGUCAAAAAGUGGAACUGUCAUUCUGUGGCGAAGUGUGCUGUCAAUAAUGCAGCAACAUAAUCGGUUGUGAGUUUUGAAAAAAGGGUUUAGCAUUGAGAAGUUUUGAUUAUAGAAUGUUUGAAAUAGUACGGGAGCAUUGAAUUCAUUCAUUUUUGAGUUUAAAAACGACACCAGUGGCUGCAUGAAUUGGUUUUAUGUAAGAAUAGAUUUCUGAGCGCUUUGUAUUGCUUACACUUGGAUCGUUGUCAUCUCAUACAAAAGUUCGUAUAAAUCGAUUUUCUGUGUGCGCGUGCAUUGCGAAAGGAAGCAAGCAGCAAAGAAAUCAAAAGAUUCGAAAUCGAAACCCCCCUCUUCCCCGUCGUGUCGUGGCCAAGUCGCGUAUUUCGCUGUGUGAGUGCAAUCUCGUCCAACUAGAAGCUGCUGGUUUGGGGCCAACACCAAGAGUUUUCAAGUAGUCAUCAUCGCGGAAGAGCCCGUGAAAUAAGUGGAGAUUCCCACUAGAAGAAAUAAUAGGAAAAAAAUCGAGUGUCGUGUUUCUGCUAAGUGAACUUAACUCAUCAGGGAAUCCAUCCCGGAACAGCAUUCCCCACAACUGAUCUCAUUUAUCCAUUCUUUUGCGGUUGACAAGAAUCUCCGGAAGUUACUCUGGAGGUGUACCAUCAGUUCGCCAAAAUAGAGGACAACACAGAAACGAUGAAAAUGGAGACCGAUAAAAUAAUGGAUGAAACUAGCAACAACAGCAGUCCACAGUUUACAACCGCAAUACUGUACGAUCCGGCGCGGAAGAAAGAACCCUCGCAGUCGUUCCAGAAUGAGCGCGACGCCUGUCUCUCCUGUUUUGCCAAAUGGAACGAAGCAGACCAGGUCGAUUUCGUUGAGCAGCUGCUGUCCCGCAUGUGCCAUUACCAGCACGGACACAUCAACGCCUACCUGAAACCGAUGCUGCAGCGAGACUUCAUCACCCUUUUACCUACCAAAGGAUUAGACCACGCAGCGGAAAACAUUCUCUCCUACUUGGACGCAAAAUCUCUGUGCCGAGCAGAACGCGUUUGCAAAGAAUGGUCCCGUGUCAUAUCGGAGGGUAUGCUAUGGAAGAAGCUGAUAGAACGAAAUGUCCGAACGGAUUCCCUCUGGCGAGGCCUUGCCGAACGGAAAGGAUGGAUAAAAUAUCUAUUCAUACCAAGGCCGGGGGUGACGCAUCGACCGCACAAAUUCUAUCGGGAACUGUUCCCCAAGAUUAUGAAGGACAUCGAGGCAAUCGAGAACAACUGGCGCACCGGCAAUCACAACCUGCAGCGGAUAAACUGUCGGUCCGAGAACUCCAAGGGCGUUUACUGUUUGCAGUACGAUGAUGACAAGAUCGUGUCCGGUUUGCGGGACAACACUAUCAAAAUCUGGGACCGGAACUCGCUCCAAUGCUGCAAGAUUCUAACCGGUCAUACAGGGUCCGUGCUGUGCUUACAGUACGACGACAAAGUGAUCAUCAGCGGCUCCAGCGAUUCUACCGUUCGCGUUUGGGAUGUCAACACCGGCGAUAUGGUCAACACGCUAAUACAUCACUGUGAAGCGGUACUGCAUUUACGAUUCAACAAUGGCAUGAUGGUGACCUGUUCCAAGGACCGCUCAAUAGCCGUGUGGGACAUGACGUCACCGACGGAAAUUGCAUUGCGGCGAGUGCUGGUGGGGCACCGGGCAGCAGUCAACGUGGUGGACUUCGACGAGAAGUACAUCGUUUCGGCGUCCGGUGAUCGGACCAUCAAGGUGUGGAACACCUCCACCUGUGAGUUUGUGCGCACCCUCAACGGUCACAAGAGGGGUAUCGCCUGUUUACAGUAUCGUGAUCGUCUGGUUGUUAGCGGUAGUUCAGAUAAUUCCAUAAGACUUUGGGACAUUGAAUGCGGUACCUGUUUGCGGAUUCUCGAAGGCCAUGAAGAGCUGGUUCGCUGCAUCCGGUUCGAUUCGAAGCGUAUAGUGAGCGGCGCUUACGAUGGCAAGAUUAAGGUGUGGGAUCUCCAAGCUGCCUUAGACAUUCGGGCGCAGACCAACACGCUGUGCUUGAAGACACUGGUGGAACACACGGGCCGCGUUUUCCGGCUCCAGUUCGAUGAGUUCCAAAUCGUUAGCAGUUCUCACGACGACACCAUUCUCAUCUGGGACUUCUUGAACUGCUCGCAAAAGGAUGAAAACACUAACCCGCAGGCCUUGGUCCAGAUGGGCCGCAGUCCAUCACGUGAGUAUUCCUCUUCUUCUGCCGCCGGUGGUCGAGCUCAGCCUCAGCUAGAAACGGACGAUGAUGAUGCGUAUUGAACAUAAAAUGGGAAAAAAAUGUGUAAACAUAAACAUGAAAAAAUCUUCUGAUAACUAAUGCAGCCGUUUUCUUCCCGGACCUAAGAGGUUUCGUGGAGGAAUUUGAAAAAAAAAUGAAACAACACGCUAGAAAACCGGAAAUGGCCGACUGUUGAGAUGCAGAAUAGUACUAUGACAUUCGAAGCUACAAAAAAAUUAUAAUAUUACUACAACCAACACCACCACCCAUUGCUUACUAUCAUUUCUUCCUUUUUUCCUGAACUACCGACACAUUUCGCGCGUUGACACGGACCUGUUUGUCGAUAUUCGUUAGCUGACAUCAUGUAAGACUCCCAGGGAAAGAAAAUGACGAGCUGAUUGGGGAAAGUGAUUUGAUUCGAUUUGAAUGUUACGUGAGAAAGAGGCCAUGAUGCGGAUACUUCCGAAAUACGAAUCCGAGCGCAGCCCGGCCUAUAUGUACAUCUAUCUACUACAGAAAUAAGCGUGCAUGAAAUUGAAUCACAUACGACAGGUGGUGAACGGGUGCGAUAAAUGAAUCAAAAUGAAACAAAUGUAACGCUAGAAAAAGUUAAUGUGAGUUCCCAGAAUAAAAAUUUUUGAGUACCGUUUCGUGUAUAUUCAGUUAUAUCUUUACGGCUGUUUAUUGAUUCUGAACGGUACAGACAUUUAAGAUCACACAUUGUACGUGUUUUUGUAGGUUUCGAUAGUCUGACUAUGUUUAUUGAAGUUCGUACUGAGGAAACUGUGAGAACAACAUAAUGAGCUAUCGACCAUUUUAUUUUAUUAAACUUAUUGUUCGGAGUGAGCAAACGGUUGCAAUUUGGGCUAUUCUUGACGAACCAAGUUUUGACGGUCGCCAUCGAAGAAAAGUUUAGGGUUUUCUAAACUAAUACACGGUUGGUUAAGUUGUAUAGAUUCUCAAAUUUUUGAUCGCUGGCUCAUUACGUUGUUAAUCGCCACACCCCUCUUUCUCUCUCUUGAAGUUAGUUUAGCUGGGUAGGUUCUUGUUUUGUUAGGAAUCAAAUUUCGUCCAACCCUUUUUUCUGUUUUCUGCACCCAUUUGUAGACUUUUAUUAAAUCUUUAAACGUACGUAUAUGAACUAGCUUAUGUGUGCAUGUUUGUGCGUGUGUUGCCUAAACGAGAAAGUUACUGAAGCGAGGUAACUGGAUAGCUAAAAUUUUAAACUCCCCCAACUGUUUUUGGAAUAGCUAUUGGAGUUGAAUGUGUUCUAUGUGUGUUGCGGUAUGGGAGUGUCUUUGUUCCAGUUUGCUGUGGGAUAAAAUAGCUCAGACAGGCAUAUGAGAGAACCGUUGUUCAUUAGUGGUAGUGAUAUAAUUUAUGCAACUCUUCUGCGAGUAGUAUCUAUAGGAAUGAAGAAAUCAACAAUAAACAUACAAAAUUUACUGAUACAAAAAUGUAAAUCAUGUAACCCUAUCCCUUUCCUCUAUCCCAAUUUAAAAUUUAUACUUCCCCUUCAUAAAAUACAAGGAAAAACAAAAUAACUAAAGGAAAAUUAUACAUUUGGAUCCCGAUGGAAAUGACUAGUUGUUAUCUAUUAAUCGUUCCACGUUCAGGAUUUCAAGCAAAUCUAAGGAAACACAAAACAAAACUAAGAAGAUAUAUAAACCAGAAAAUUAUUCACACUGAUCUAGAUAACGUUAUAUUUGAAAAUAAAAAAAAUUGAAUGACUAAAAUGAGUAGGAAAAUAGUGGUGACUUUUUUUUAGGUGGCUCUAUGGUUGCCCACGGAGUACAGUCACAGGGCAACGGUGUUAAGCCGAGAUCUGAAUCUAACUUGUGGUUUAAUGUGAGACUUACUUAGGCAGAGGAGGGCGAGAGAGUGUUAUGUGGAGUGAUGCAAAAAGUAAAAGUAAGAAAAAAACAAACAAACAAAUGAAACAGACAUAAAAAUGAUGUGUAAAACCGAAUCUAGCCGAAAAUUGUUGACAGUAAAGCCAGACAACAAACAUAGAAAUAUAUCAAAUAAAAUAAAGCUGAAAACAAA
This is a messenger RNA of Uranotaenia lowii, 4647 nucleotides long. RefSeq names its product F-box/WD repeat-containing protein 11-like. The record is from RefSeq and is a predicted model, not a curated record. Gene Ontology annotation, molecular function: protein dimerization activity. The coding region runs from base 1029 to 2642 and encodes 537 amino acids. NCBI's taxonomy places the organism in Eukaryota, Metazoa, Arthropoda, Insecta, Diptera, Culicidae. The transcript has 8 exons.